Messenger RNA from Cephus cinctus (wheat stem sawfly), 492 nucleotides. It is a transcript of the gene ATPsynE, whose product is annotated as ATP synthase subunit e, mitochondrial. The transcript has 3 exons. NCBI's taxonomy places the organism in Eukaryota, Metazoa, Arthropoda, Insecta, Hymenoptera, Cephidae. Gene Ontology annotation, biological process: proton motive force-driven ATP synthesis. The coding region runs from base 68 to 313 and encodes 81 amino acids. The record is from RefSeq and is a predicted model, not a curated record. Gene Ontology annotation, molecular function: proton transmembrane transporter activity.
UGUGCGCCUGAUCAAAGUUCCGUGGAACAAGACAGUUGCUGUUGGUUGCCGUUUUCUCGGGAGCAAAAUGUCGUCCGUUGAGCUGAAUCCCAGACCCAUCCGUGUUUCUCCCCUGAUUAAGUUCGGACGAUGGAGUUUCCUUGGUGUUGGAAUCCUCUAUGGAGCAUUCCAUCACAACAGACUCAGCAAAAAGGAAGCAGCAUACCGUGAAGUUGAAUUGAAGCAGAAGGCAGUCCGUGAUGCCAAGUUAGCUGAGGAGAAGCGAAUUGCUGCGGAAGCUGAGUUAAGGGAAUUAGAAAAGCUGUCCAAGUAGGAGGACUGUCAAACAUCUCUAGCGUACAUUAAUGUUGUGAAUAAUUUUAAAUGUAACAUAAUAUUUGAGGGAAAAAACAAGUAUUAUGUUUGCUGAACUUUGCAUUCUAUCCAUCUGUUCUCGUUUCCCUUGAAAAAAUCUUCACUGGUUCAAUAAACUGAAUAAGAUUCACAUAUGAA